Juglans regia (Persian walnut) is the source of this 1850-nucleotide messenger RNA. RefSeq names its product serine/threonine-protein kinase BLUS1. The transcript has a single exon. Bases 145 to 1722 code for a protein of 525 amino acids. The record is from RefSeq and is a predicted model, not a curated record. Lineage: Eukaryota; Viridiplantae; Streptophyta; Magnoliopsida; Fagales; Juglandaceae. Gene Ontology annotation, molecular function: protein kinase activity; ATP binding; protein serine/threonine kinase activator activity. Gene Ontology annotation, biological process: protein phosphorylation.
AAUUCAAAGCAUAUCACCGCCCUUCAAACAGUGCCUCUGCUUUUCGACCCUCACAAGAAAACCGCUUAAGAUUUCUACUUUCUCUGCUUCCUCAUCUCUUCAAGAAUCCUCAUCCAAACCCCAUCCAAAGAUCAACGUGGAUUCAUGGCUCACGAAGAAGAAGAGCCGAAAAGGGUCCAAUACCCACUGGACCCGAUCUCCUACAAGAUUAUUGAUGAAAUUGGCGUUGGUGUUAGCGCUAUUGUUUACAAGGCCAUCUGCGUGCCCAUGAACUCCACGGUAGUGGCAAUCAAAUCAAUCGAUCUCGAUCAAUUUCGGGCUAGUUUCGACGAUGUUAGGCGCGAAGCGAAGACCAUGUCGCUUCUCUCCCACCCCAACAUCCUCAACGCAUACUGUUCCUUCACAGUUCAAAGUCGCCUCUGGGUCGUGAUGCCAUUCAUGUCUGCUGGCUCUUUACAAUCCAUCAUUUCAUCUUCUUUCCCGGACGGCUUAACCGAGCCAUGUAUUGCCAUUGUUCUCAAGGAAAUCCUAAACGCCCUGUCCUAUCUUCACAACCAAGGACACCUUCACAGAGACAUCAAGGCCGGAAACAUUCUUCUAGAUUCGAACGGGUCAGUUAAGCUUGCAGAUUUUGGAGUCUCCGCCUCGAUUUACGAGUCAAAUUCGACUCAAGAGGGGUCCUCAUCGUCGUCUUUGAUGCUCACUGAUGUUGCGGGCACGCCUUAUUGGAUGGCGCCGGAGGUGAUACACUCGCACAGCGGGUACAGUUUCAAGGCUGAUAUAUGGUCCUUUGGAAUCACCGCACUAGAAUUGGCCCACGGACGCCCUCCGUUGUCCCACCUUCCCCCUUUAAAGUCUCUGCUCCUGAAGAUCACGAGGCGAUUUCGAUUCGCAGACUAUGAAAAACAAGAGAAGGACAAGAACAAGAAGUUCUCGAAGGCUUUCAAAGACAUGGUGGCUUCCUGUCUCGAUCAAGACCCAGUAAAGAGGCCCAGUGCCGAGAAGCUGCUGCAGCAUUCAUUCUUCAAGAAUUGCAAGAGUUGUGAUUUCCUCGUAAAGAAUGUGUUGCAGGGGUUGCCUAGCGUUGAAGAAAGGUUCAAAGAAGGAAAGGCUAUACAUGCGGGGUUGACGACCAAUAAUAUUGGCGAUGAUGAUGAGGAGGAGGAUGACUCAGCGAGGCAGAAGACAAAACAGAGAAGGAUUAGUGGAUGGAACUUGAACGAGGACGGAUUUGAACUCGAGCCAGUAUUCCCAACAGAGUCCCAAGACGAUUCAGUCGCGAAACAAGUUCGGUUUGGCAGCGAAACUAUAAUUCAAGACAAGCAGGAAGGCGAGUCGGGUACUGUAUCUGCAGGCGAGUUGACUCCAAGUUCUUCGGGUCAUGUUGUUGAGGAGACUCAAGGAGUACUGGGCGAUCGUAUUAGUAAGGGUAAGAAUGUAAAUGUAGAUGAGGAUACUGAGGUUAGAGGUGGGACUUUUGACAGGGAAGCGUUCCUGGCGGAUCUGUUUGCGUUGAAGAGUAGCUUGGAUGAGCAGAGGGCAACAGUGUGCUUUCUGAUUGGUCAGUAUCGUCAGCAAACAUUUGGGGAAAUGAGCUGCGAGGAGCAGAUGGCUCAUACGAUUCAGAGGCUGAAGGUGGAGUUGGAGAAUGAGAGGAGGAAGAACCUUGAGUUGGAGAGAGAGUUGGAGUAUUUCCAGCUUCAGCUUUCUGGUGCAUUUUAGGGAGAAGAGAGAAUGUGCUUUGUUGUAUGUUUAGCCUUGACUCAUAACUAGAGUGACCUGUGAUUUGAUUUCAUGUAGUGAAAAGUUUUAUGUUGUUGAAAGAUCUUAAUACAACAUUUUUUUCCCCU